ACGUGUGUCCAACAUGUCCGCCUGCCGUGUUGUUGCGUGUCGAGCAGCAGUGGUCCGUGUUGACUAGUCUUUUCUCGUGUGACGCCGUUUUAUUCCAACAUACCGGACAGUAACGUUACCGACGGCCGGCGAACAGACCACCGAAGCCCCAUGAUGGCGCAGAGGAAGAAGCACCAGAUGAAGAGGAGGCGAUACAACAGAGAGUCGGAGGCGGACUUUCAACUAGCUGCGGAAACUAAGGACGAUGAUUCUCCAGGAAAGAAACUCAUGCGGUUCCCGGCCUCAGCUGACUGCCUGUCAGAUGUGGAGCCGGACACCAGGCUGCUGGUCAGAGCCCAGAACAAGAAGAAAAAGAAGUCUGGAGGCUUUCAGUCCAUGGGUCUCAGUUAUCCUGUGUAUAAAGGCGUCAUGAAGAAGGGUUACACAGUCCCUACGCCGAUCCAAAGAAAGACUCUCCCAAUAAUUUUGGAUGGCAAGGAUAUAGUUGCCAUGGCGAGGACUGGCAGCGGUAAGACGGCUGCCUUCCUGGUGCCCAUGUUUGAGAAGUUAAAAGCACCUCAAGCCAAAACCGGAGCCAGAGCCCUAAUCCUGACCCCCACCAGAGAGUUGGCUCUGCAGACCAUGAAGUUCGCAAAAGAGUUGGGGAGAUUCACCGGACUCAGGAUCGCUUUGAUCCUUGGUGGAGACAGAAUGGACGAUCAGUUUGCCGCUCUUCAUGAAAACCCCGACAUAAUCAUCGGUACCCCUGGUCGUCUCAUGCACGUUGUCAAGGAGAUGAACCUGAAGCUGCACAGUGUGGAAUACGUGGUGUUUGAUGAGGCUGACAGGUUGUUCGAAAUGGGUUUUGCCGAGCAGCUUCAGGAGGUCAUCCGGAGGCUUCCAGACAGCAGACAGACUCUGCUGUUCUCUGCCACUCUGCCCAAACUGCUGGUGGAGUUUGCCAGAGCUGGGCUGAAUGACCCAGUUUUGAUUCGUUUAGAUGUGGAUUCUAAGCUCAGCGACCAGAUUAAGCUGUCAUUUUUCCAUUUGCGCAUGGAUGACAAGCAGGCGCUUCUGCUUCAUCUGCUGAGGAACAUAGUGAAGCCUCAGGAGCAGACGGUGGUUUUUGUAGCCACCAAACACCAUGUGGAGUACAUCAGGGAGCUGCUGACUUUAGAAGGAGUGGAGUGUGCCUACAUCUACAGCGCCCUCGAUCAGACUGCCAGAAAGAUCAAUAUAGGGAAAUUUGUUCAUCGGAAAGCCAUGGUGCUGAUUGUGACUGAUGUUGCUGCUCGUGGUAUAGACAUCCCCAUGCUGGACAAUGUCAUCAACUACAACUUCCCCUCCAAGCCCAAGCUGUUCUUGCACAGAGUUGGCCGUGUGGGACGUGCUGGACGCAGCGGCAUAGCCUACAGUCUGAUUUGUCCAGAUGAGAUGCCUUUUGUCUAUGACCUCCACCUCUUCCUUGGAAGGCCUGUUCAGUUUGCCACGCCUGAACACACACCAGAUUUAGAGGGUGUGUUCGGUCGGGUCCCUCAGAGUAUCCUGGAUGACGAAAGUUCUCAUUUGUUCACGGCUCACGAGAACUCCCAGGACCUGCACAGCCUGCACCAUGUCUCUGAGAACGCCUACAAGCAGUAUCUUAAGUCACGACCAAGCCCCUCACCUGAGUCUUUCAGACGGGUCAAAAAUACAGAUCUCUCCACCAUGGCUGUCCAUCCACUACUAGGGGCUGGUUUGGAAACAAUGGAACUGGAGCGCCUUCACAUAGUUGAUGCCAUCAAAGGCUACAAAUCCAAAUCAACUAUCUUUGAAAUCAACUCUAACAGUAAGACACAGGCAGGUCAUGUCAUGCGGGCCAAGCGCUCCAAGGACAAGCGGCUGGUGGACAAAUUCAGCAAACAGAGAGUGACCCUGGCUGCAGAAAGCCGCCUGCACCAGCCCGUCAAAUCCACCACCACAGCUAACGAUGAUUUCACAAACGGCGCGGAUGAAAACGAGGACGAUAUGAAGGGGGUGUUCUCUGUGGUGGUAGGUGGAAAAAAGAGACGUCUGCAGGAAGAUGGGGAAGAAGGAGAAAAGAACAAGAGAAGCAGACAGUCGGGCAAAGAUGAGCAGUAUUACAUCCCUUACAGACCCAAAGACUUUGACUCUGAGAGAGGCUUAAGUCUCGGCACAGAGGGCACUGCCUUUGAAAAGCAGGCCUCCUCAGCUGUUCUGGACCUGAUGGGAGAUGAUGGAAAGUUAAACCAGCACAAGAACACAAUGAAAUGGGAUCGUAAAAAGAAGCGCUUUGUUAGAGCAGACGGCAAGGAGGACCAGAAGAAGAAGAUCAGACUCGACGGUGGACAGGUCAUCGAUAACAAGAAGAACAAGAAGAACUUUUACGACGAGUGGAAGAAAAAAUACAAGGUCGAUGAUGGAGGAUCUGGAUCAGAUGGAGAAGGAGGUGGAGGCGGAAGAGGUGGCAGAGGAGGAAGAGGCGGCAGAGGAGGAAGAGGUGGAGUACGUGGAGGGAGGAGUCCUGGAGGAAGAGGAGAAGGCAUGGGAAGAGGAGGAGAAGGAGGUGGUAGAGGAGGAGGUCGUGGUCGUGGUCGUGGCAGUAAUCCAAACUUCCAGAGUGUCGGCUCGCAGCAGAAGCCCGGUGGCCUCAGAGUUCGCUCAGAGCUGAAGUCCAAGGAUCAAAUCCUGCACCAGCGCAAGAAAGAUGCGAAGCAACAUUUCCUGCAGAGCGGAGGCCUCAAAAAAAACAAAAGGUUUGUCGGAGAUGUUAAGAAGUCCGGUUUUGGACGGGGUGAUCAUAAGAAGGGUAAGAUGAGGAAGAAACUCUGAGGACUCUCACAGACGGAGUGGAGGAAAGCAUUUCUCCACUGUAGAGAUGAACAGCUGAACUCUAAAUUUGGCAGAGUAUGUAGAAGAAUAAUAAGAGUUUCCUCUGUUCUGUGUGUUGGCAGAUUGUAUUUGCGUACUAAGAUAUUUCUAUACACUUGGAUAACUGGCAAAAUGCUGACAUGAAUCUGAUUAAUAUUCUGUGUCUUCAAUUGCAGUCGCAUGUUGAUACAAACAACAAAAGUGUGUAAAUGAUGUGUUUUUCCAAAAUAUAUACAUUUUUAUUCUUGAAGUUGAGACUUGAGUGUCCCUGAUGUAAUAUCUGCAUUAAAUACUGGUUCUGGUCCAUAACUUUACAGAAGAAAAUCUUUAAGAAGUGAGUUUCUGGCUGCAUAUGGUAUGACAAUAAACAAUAUAGCUCCAUUAACGGGGUUAUAGUGUCGGUCUGA
Molecule: messenger RNA, 3257 nt
Organism: Pseudoliparis swirei
Lineage: Eukaryota; Metazoa; Chordata; Actinopteri; Perciformes; Liparidae
Gene: ddx54
Product: DEAD (Asp-Glu-Ala-Asp) box polypeptide 54
Exons: 20
Coding region: 151-2811 (886 amino acids)
Cellular component (GO): nucleus
Molecular function (GO): RNA helicase activity; RNA binding; ATP binding
Source: RefSeq, a predicted model, not a curated record